Molecule: messenger RNA, 1053 nt
Organism: Venustampulla echinocandica
Lineage: Eukaryota; Fungi; Ascomycota; Leotiomycetes; Helotiales; Pleuroascaceae
Exons: 1
Coding region: 1-1053 (350 amino acids)
Source: RefSeq, a predicted model, not a curated record
AUGCCUCGCCGCCCCAGCAGACUCGAUUUCUUUCCACCAAGGGACGCUCUAACCAACGCUCCAGGACGGUCCUCCAACCUCACUAUCCCAGUAUCCCCAUUCUCUCCCCGCUUCCCGUUGACACCCCCACCCCGCCUUCACCUCCGGACUCUCAUCCCGCCAUCUCCGCUCGACCCACGGUUUUAUGACACAGUUCCCUCUAUCCCGCUGGGCUGGAUUUGGCGUUGUCACCUGUGCAGGACCGUCUACCCUUUUAGUGUCACGAGACGCUGUCUCCGAGACGGGCAUUACUACUGUAGUACCGGAUGCCAAUCGCGGUUUGACUAUGGGGGCUGGAAUCAGUAUAAUAUCUGGAGACGAGAGAUGAAACUUCGCCGGCGAGCGAAUAUUGGCUUAUCUAUGGAGUCGGAUCAGUGCUUAUUAGGAAGGUGGAACUAUGAAAAUAGCCCUUCUGAUCCGUUGUUGAAAGACAGCGGAAAUGCAAUAGAUGUCGACGGUCUAAAUCCGCUGUGGGAGGAGCGAGAUUGCUGGGUCGAUUGCAAUUUCCCGAGCGAAUGCCACCAUUACCGCAGCAAGGUGCUGGAGGAGAAAAUUAUCAGACGCGAACGUGCCAAGGCGGAUGCUGCUAUGCAGAAGCAUAUUGAAGAGGAAGAGCAGGAUAAUGAGAAGAAGCAGCUGGAGCAGACUCUAUGGGGUGAUAUUUACCUUGCCGAGAAUGACUCUUCGUCUUCAUCCUCCUCUUCGCCCGAAGAAAUGGGUGAGAAAGAUGCCGGUGAACUAAUUGACCAGGCGUCUUUGUCGAGUGCUAAUACUAGCCCUUGUACAGAUUGUGGAAAUGUGGCUUCUGAGAACGAUAUCGAGAUGAUAGACUGCGAUGGCAUUGGCGAGCCAGGCUAUUUGCUACAACAUACAUGCAACAAGCGUAAAGGAAGUGUUGAUGCACUAUUCCUUGGGGUUUCUAAUACCAAUGGAGAGCGGGAGCCAACCAGUCCGCUAAGGGAGGAAAUAGUUCGGGAUUCAGUAAGCGACGAGGAGGAGGAGACCAAUUUCUAG